CUCUGUAGGGAAGAAAUUGAGAAUUAACCAAUUAGGGGUUGAAGGGAUGUAAAUUGUGUUUUUUUUUAAAGUAACACAAAAAAGACUACUCAUUAUUGGUUAUGUUUUUUUGUUGGAGUUAUUUAGAUGGAAGUAUGCUUAAUUAAGUGAGGUGCAAAUAGUCUCAAACUUGUUUUUUGGGUAAGCAUCCAUCUCAAACACAGAGAUAUAUGAAGAAGGAAGUUACCUUUGAUGAAGACUCCGGGACUGGGAAACCUCUAUUGUAGGACCCGAACUCGUGUGACGGCAAGUGAUUUGAAGAGAUUGGAGACGUUUAGUCGGUGUUUCAGCAAUCCAUACUGAACGGACUAUGGGAAUAAUAAUCGGAUUUUCAGCUAGGGUUUCUGAGAUUGAGGGUCUGGGAAUCGUAGCAUGGCAGUUGCUGGUUUGGAUCAAUCAGUUACAGGCGCAUGAAUUCGACCAGAGCAAUGCCAUUACCGAAACCCUAAAAAUGUCAAAACCGCGAAUUGACUCGCAUUUGUUCAACGGUUAUAAUACAAUUUUACGCUCUGUCCCUCUUAUACCCUGAAAAAUGCUGCCUCCAUCUAGAAAACCAUUCUGCUCCCAGUCCGGACCAUGAACCACCGGAGAAUUCUUCUCAGCCACCGUAGAACAUUAUUUCCUCUGUUCAUUCUUCUACCGCAACUGAUCAACUCCUCCAACAGAUGGCCGCAAAGAGGAUUUGUAUGUCUUGGAGGCCCUCAUGGCAGGAAUGGUUUCUGGUGCUAUGGAAUCACUCAUAAACUCUCCAUUUGAGCUGAUCAAAACCCGUGCACAAGUGGCCUCUGCCUCUUGCAUUCCAAGUUUUACAUCAGUUACAGAAAGCGGUGCUGUUGCACCUGUGUUUGCAAAGUUACUUCCUGGAUGUAGUCAAGAUAAGAUGGCAGUUAACCACUCUGUUGGCCUUCUAUCUACCUUAACAUCCAAGCAUUUCCAUAUGGUAGGUGCCUUGCAAAAUUACCCAUGGAUGAUAACUAGAUCUGGGAAACCACCUUCAGUUUGUGAUGUUAAGAGGCCAUCAGAUAUUAUCUCUUUGGAAGGAUGUUCUGCAUUAUGGACAGGUCUUCAAUCUGGAGUUGUUCGAGAUUCUGUUUUUGGUGGGAUAUUCUUCUCUACAUGGCACUUCAUUCACCAAGCAAUGCUUGACUGGAAGGCGGUUGGGAUGGAUCCUCCACCCAGAUUUGAUGAAGAAAUUGGCCCACUAUCGCCAUUAGCGGUUAGUCUUGCAGCUGGAUUUUCAGGCUCAGUUGCAGCUGCAGGAUCUUAUUGUUUCGACACUGCCAAAAUUCGAUCUCAGUCUACUGUGUUGCCAAAGUAUAUUUCUAUGGAAAGGAAGUUUCUCAAGUGGAAUCGACCUGGGAAUAGGUUUGAGAGACUUACAGGGAUCCACCCUGCUGACAGGAAUCUAUUGUUCCAUGGAAUUUGGUUGCGGAUGGCUCGUAGUGGGCUUACUUCUUUCAUGAUUGUGGGAAGUUAUUUCUUGGCCGUUGAUCACAUAUUCUCAAGUUGAAUGAAUGGGUAGAGGUUUAUCCUCCAAAUGAAUCAAAUGAAUAGCAGAAGGUAAGGAAGCCAAAGAGGUUUGGUUACUUCCUGCUAUUUUAUCAUUAUAAGUCAUUCUCAAUAUUCUUCUGCACCUUCUUGGUGCUUCAGUGCAUUCUUUAUCAUUUAAAAAAUUUUGUGUCGAAUGCUAGGAGAUGUUUGUAUCUAUGAUUGGUUACCAGCUGUUUCUAUCUACUGCAUAAUCAACUUGCAAUAUUAACAUUAUUGAUCAAAUGCUAGGAGAUGUUUGAGAUCUCUUUGGUCAAGCAGGAUCUAUUUGUAUAGGCUGCAUAGUUUUUAUUGAAAGGAAAAUCAAUUUAUUCUGAA
Tripterygium wilfordii is the source of this 1905-nucleotide messenger RNA. RefSeq lists its product as uncharacterized. The transcript has 4 exons. NCBI's taxonomy places the organism in Eukaryota, Viridiplantae, Streptophyta, Magnoliopsida, Celastrales, Celastraceae. The record is from RefSeq and is a predicted model, not a curated record. Gene Ontology annotation, molecular function: transmembrane transporter activity. The coding region runs from base 743 to 1549 and encodes 268 amino acids. Gene Ontology annotation, biological process: transport.